AUGCCGCCCAAGCUGGCAGUCACCGACCAAGACAUUGUCAACCUCCAGGAGUUGUACGCAAAGUUCCAAGACCCGACUUCGCACUACCACAUUCCUCCUGGCACAAAUGGCCCGGAACAUGAGGAAGACCAUGCUUCUUCGCGCACGCCCGACUUGCCUACUCUACUUGCCAAAGCUGCCUCUAUCGUCCAGUCUACUUCUUCGACGGCUGAAAUUCAGGCAGUACACGGUGAUAGAGAGAUAGCGAACGACAGGCCUUGGCAAAAUGCGGAGGGUGGCGCCCAACAGAAAGCACUGGACUACUUUCGACAAGAGGGUCAUGAUACGGUGGGAGUGUUGACAUGGCCUGUUGCCUGGGGUGAUCAGGAUAGCUUCCAGCAUGUGAACAAUGUUCAAUUCCUUCGGUGGAUCGAGAGUGCCAGAAUCAGGUAUGGCGAGAGCUGGGGACCGGUACUGGGCGAGAAGGCUGUGUAUGACCUUCUCCACGCCAAGGGCACAGGGUUCAUCUUGAAAGAUGUGUCAAUCAAGUAUAGAGCGCCUAUCACUUAUCCAGAUACUGUUAUGAUCUCAAACCGCAUCCACUCGGUCAACCCCGAGAGAGCGAGCUAUGGUCAUCAACACAUCAUCUGGUCCAUGAAAGACGGCCAGGUCAAAGCUUUGGCUGAUAGUACGGUGGUGAUGUACGAUUAUGACAAUCUCAAGAAAGGGGUCAUGAGCGAUCAGUUUAGAGAGUUGCUGCAGAGCGUAGAAUAUAAGAAGGAGUAG
This is a messenger RNA of Cryptococcus wingfieldii CBS 7118, 765 nucleotides long. RefSeq lists its product as hypothetical. Lineage: Eukaryota; Fungi; Basidiomycota; Tremellomycetes; Tremellales; Cryptococcaceae. The transcript has 6 exons. The record is from RefSeq and is a predicted model, not a curated record. The coding region runs from base 1 to 765 and encodes 254 amino acids. Gene Ontology annotation, molecular function: fatty acyl-CoA hydrolase activity.